AUGACAGAAGCUGAAAAGGAACAAGGCUUACAGCCUGGUUCCGAAAGAGACGCACCUUCAGAUGAUAACACGCUGAUGGGCCGCGAUGAGGAGGAGCUCACACGCACAAAGUCAACCGUCUCGGUCGCAGAGACAUUUUCACUGCCGCGUGAAAUCCUCUUCGUGUCGAUUAUAUGUAUGGCCCAGUUCAUGACACAAGCUGCGCUAGGAAAUUGCCUCAACAUUAUUCACAUCAUUGGCGAUUCAUUUAACCUCACCAAUCCCGCCGAGCUAAGCUGGUUGAUCGCCGGAUUCAGUCUCACCGUCGGAACUUUUAUUCUAUUUUCUGGACGUCUUGGUGAUCUCUUUGGCUACAAGCGCCUUUUUCUCAUUGGUUUUGUCUGGUUUGCCGUUUGGUCUAUGAUCUGUGGUCUAGCAAGCUACUCCAAUCAUGUCCUUUUCAUCUUCGCCAGAGUGUUCCAAGGAAUUGGACCAGCUCUCGUCAUGCCUAACGGACUCGCUAUUCUGGGUGCCUCCUACAAGCCUGGCUUGAGAAAAGCUGUUGCUUUUGCCCUUUUUGGAGCCUGUGCACCGGGUGGUUGUGUUUUCGGCGCUCUGUUUGCUGGACUCUUUGUCCACGGCGACCCAAGUUGGUGGCCCUGGACUUACUACUCAUUCGCCCUUGGUCUUCUUUUUAUCGCCGUCCUUGCAUAUUUCAUCAUUCCGGACCCACCCGCCAAGUUAUCAUCUGCCGAUCGAACAUGGAGAGAGCUUCUUAGCCAGCUUGAUCUCCUUGGCGCCUUUACUGGCAUCACUGCUCUCGUUCUCUUCAACUUCGCCUGGAACCAAGCCCCGAUUGACGGCUGGGACAAGCCCUGGGUUUAUGUACUCCUCAUCAUCGGAGUUCUCCUGGUCCCUGUCUUCUUUUACAUCGAACUCCGUGUCGCAUCGUAUCCUCUCAUUCCCUUCGACGCCUUGACGAGCGACGUGGCGUAUAUCCUAGGUUGCAUUGUGUGCGGUUGGGCAACUUUUGGUAUCUGGGUGUAUUACACCUGGCAGUUCUUCCAGCUUGUGCGAGGAGCGUCCCCCCUGCUCACCACCGCGUGGAUGAGCCCUGUGGCGAUUUCUGGUGCCUGCGCUGCUCUGACAACUGCAUGGCUGUUGCAUGUGGCGCAUCCUGCCCUUGUCAUGCUGCUCGCUCUCGGAGCCUUCACAACUGGCACUAUUCUGAUGAUGACUGCUCCCGCUGAGCAAUCUUACUGGUACCAGUCUUUCUUCGGCUUAGUGAUCAUGACCUUUGGCAUGGAUAUGUCCUUCCCUGCCGCGACGCUGAUUCUCUCCAACUCGGUCAAGCGGGAGCAUCAGGGCAUUGCAGCAAGUCUAGUCAGCACAAUCGUCAACUACAGUAUCAGUCUAGGCCUCGGAUUUGCUGCUACGGUGGAGGUUAACACCAGCCCAGGCGGAGAGUCAAAGCACGAUCUACUGGUUGGGUACCGCUCAGCGUUCUACAUGGGUGUUGGCUUUGCCGGGCUGGGACUGGCUAUCAGCGUCGUUUACUUCGUUAAGAGUAUGUGGUUUAAGAAGAAGACACCACAAUAA
Fusarium sp. VM40 is the source of this 1578-nucleotide messenger RNA. The record is from the annotation of a GenBank genome assembly. Lineage: Eukaryota; Fungi; Ascomycota; Sordariomycetes; Hypocreales; Nectriaceae.